Molecule: messenger RNA, 14012 nt
Organism: Cherax quadricarinatus
Lineage: Eukaryota; Metazoa; Arthropoda; Malacostraca; Decapoda; Parastacidae
Product: peptide chain release factor 1
Biological process (GO): translational termination
Cellular component (GO): mitochondrion
Molecular function (GO): translation release factor activity
Source: RefSeq, a predicted model, not a curated record
UAAACCCCAACAACAACAACUCGUUAGUUCAACGGUGUUGGCUGUCAGUGCCACUAUAAACCCCAACAACAACAUAUCGUUAGUUUACAUUUUACAAUACAACCCGUGUACACCACGGAAUAAAUAUUUCUUGUGCAAAUUGUUACUUUGAGGUAGACUGGCGCAGCCAGUUAUUACUUAGUACUGAGUAUGCAAAAAUGUUGCUUCAGUGUAUGGGCAAAAAUAACCAGCAUUGGAUAAAGUUUUGGCUACAGUCCACAAAUUUUCAGUUGAGAAUACAUAAUUGCAAAAUUGCAAACUUAAGUAUUAGCAAUCUUUGUAAUUUUAUGAUGAAACAUAAUUUAAGUAAUGGAAAAGGUUUUGUUUAUGAUACUAAAAUUAAUCAUGCUCAAAGAUCAUUUCAUAGGUUAACUGUGAACCCUUACCUUUCUUUAACUGUAAAUAAAACGUAUCCAUUACAAAGAAUGCAUACGAGCAUAUUCUGUCUCGGUAAGAACAUAGAUAAAUCAAGAGUACCAAUACUGAAUGAAGAAGAUUUGGAAGAAAGCUUUGUGAGAGGGAGUGGACCAGGUGGACAGUCCGUUAAUAAGACAUCAAGUGCUUGUGUGAUCAAACACAUACCUACAGGUUUUGUUGUUAAGUGCCACGAACAGCGAAGUUUGCAAAGAAAUCGAGUGAGGGCUCGUCAGCUGAUGAUCAACAAAUUGGAUAUUCAUUUUAAUGGAGAAAUGAGUGUAGAAGCUCAGCACAAGAGAAUCCAGGAUGUAAAAAAUUCCAAAGCACUCAAAAAAUCACUGAAACGAGAAAGUAUGAAAAAGGCUUGGAAAGAAAGAGAAGGUAUCGAAUAAACAUUAAAUUAGUAGAAACUAAAUACUGUACUGUAGAGAGCUGGGCUUAUUUACUCUUCAAGGGAAAGGUGUCUUGAAGCUGGUGAAGAGUUAAAGAUCUAAGAAAGUGAACAUACUCUUCCCUUCCUUUAGUGCUCACUUUCAGUGUAGGUAGUAGGUUCAUAGACAGCAACCACCCAGGGAAGUACUACCAUCCUGCCAGAUGACUGUGAAACAGAAACCUGUAACUGUUUUGCAUGAUGGUAGGAUUGCUGGUUUCUUUUUCUGUCUCAUAAACACGCUAGAUAACAGGGAUAUCUUGCUACUCCUACUUGCACUUUGGUCACACUUCACAGACACACACAUGCAUAUAUAUAUACAUACAUCUAGGUUUUUCUCCUUUUUCUAAAUAGCUCUUGUUCUUCUUUAUUUCUUCUAUUGUCCAUGGGGAAGUGGAAAAGAAUCUUUCCUCCGUAAGCCAUACGUGUCGUAUGAGGUGACUAAAAUGCCGGGAGCAAUGGGCUAGUAACCCCUUCUCCUGUAGACAUUUACUAAAAAAGAGAAGAAGAAAAACUUUAUAAAACUGGGAUGCUUGAAUGUGCGUGGAUGUAGUGCGGAUGACAAGAAACAGAUGAUUGCUGAUGUUAUGAAUGAAAAGAAGUUGGAUGUCCUGGCCCUAAGCGAAACAAAGCUGAAGGGGGUAGGGGAGUUUCGGUGGGGGGAAAUAAAUGGGAUUAAAUCUGGAGUAUCUGAGAGAGUUAGAGCAAAGGAAGGGGUAGCAGUAAUGUUGAAGGAUCAGUUAUGGAAGGAGAAAAGGGAAUAUGAAUGUGUAAAUUCAAGAAUUAUGUGGAUUAAAGUAAAGGUUGGAUGCGAAAAGUGGGUCAUAAUAAGCGUGUAUGCACCUGGAGAAGAGAGGAAUGUAGAGGAGAGAGAGAGAUUUUGGGAGAUGUUAAGUGAAUGUAUAGGAGCCUUUGAACCAAGUGAGAGAGUAAUUGUGGUAGGGGACCUGAAUGCUAAAGUAGGAGAAACUUUUAGAGAGGGUGUGGUAGGUAAGUUUGGGGUGCCAGGUGUAAAUGAAAAUGGGAGCCCUUUGAUUGAGCUUUGUAUAGAAAGGGGUUUAGUUAUAGGUAAUACAUAUUUUAAGAAAUAGAGGGGCCACAGAUAUAUCAGAUCACUUUCUAGUUGUAGCUACACUGAGAGUAAAAGGUAGAUGGGAUACAAGGAGAAUAGAAGCAUCAAGGAAGAGAGAAGUGAAGGUUUAUAAACUAAAAGAGGAGGCAGUUAGGGUAAGAUAUAAACAGCUAUUGGAGGAUAGAUGGGCUAAUGAGAGCAUAGGCAAUGGGGUCGAAGAGGUAUGGGGUAGGUUUAAAAAUGUAGUGUUGGAGUGUUCAGCAGAAGUUUGUGGUUACAGGAAGGUGGGUGCGGGAGGGAAGAGGAGCGAUUGGUGGAAUGAUGAUGUAAAGAGAGUAGUAAGGGAGAAAAAGUUAGCAUAUGAGAAGUUUUUACAAAGUAGAAGUGAUGCAAGGAGGCAAGAGUAUAUGGAGAAAAAGAGAGAGGUUAAGAGAGUGGUGAAGCAAUGUAAAAAGAGAGCAAAUGAGAGAGUGGGUGAGAUGUUAUCAACAAAUUUUGUUGAAAAUAAGAAAAAGUUUUGGAGUGAGAUUAACAAGUUAAGGAAGCCUAGUGAACAAAUGGAUUUGUCAGUUAAAAAUAGGAGAGGAGAGUUAUUAAGUGGAGAGUUAGAGGUAUUGGGAAGAUGGAGGGAAUAUUUUGAGGAAUUGUUAAAUGUUGAUGAAGAUAGGGAAGCUGUGAUUUCGUGUAUAGGGCAAGGAGGAAUAACAUCUUGUAGGAGUGAGGAAGAGCCAGUUGUGAGUGUGGGAGAAGUUCGUGAGGCAGUAGGUAAAAUGAAAGGGGGUAAGGCAGCCGGGAUUGAUGGGAUAAAGAUAGAAAUGUUAAAAGCAGGUGGGGAUAUAGUUUUGGAGUGGUUGGUGCAAUUAUUUAAUAAAUGUAUGGAAGAAGGUAAGGUACCUAUGGAUUGGCAGAGAGCAUGCAUAGUUCCUUUGUAUAAAGGCAAAGGGGACAAAAGAGAGUGCAAAAAUUAUAGGGGGAUAAGUUUGUUGAGUAUACCUGGUAAAGUGUAUGGUAGAGUUAUUAUUGAAAGAAUUAAGAGUAAGAUGGAGAAUAGGAUAGCAGAUGAACAAGGAGGCUUUAGGAAGGUAGGGGGUGUGUGGACCAGGUGUUUACAGUGAAACACAUAAGUGAACAGUAUUUGGAUAAGGCUAAAGAGGUCUUUGUGGCAUUUAUGGAUUUGGAAAAGGUGUAUGACAGGGUGGAUAGGGGGGCAAUGUGGCAGAUGUUGCAGGUGUAUGGUGUAGGAGGCAGGUUACUGAAAGCAGUGAAGAGUUUUUACGAGGAUAGGGAGGCUUAAGUUAGAGUAUGUAGGAAAGAGGGAAAUUAUUUCCCAGUAAAAGUAGGCCUUAGACAAGGAUGUGUGAUGUCACCGUGGUUGUUUAAUAUAUUUAUAGAUGGGGUUGUAAGAGAAGUAAAUGCGAGGGUCUUGGCAAGAGGCGUGGAGUUAAAAGAUAAAGAAUCACACAUAAAGUGGGAGUUGUCACAGUUGCUCUUUGCUGAUGACACUGUGCUCUUGGGAGAUUCUGAAGAGAAGUUGCAGAGAUUGGUGGAUGAAUUUGGUAGGGUAUGCAAAAGAAGAAAAUUAAAAGUGAAUACAGGAAAGAGUAAGGUUAUGAGGAUAACAAAAAGAUUAGGUGAUGAAAGAUUGGAUAUCAGAUUGGAAGGAGAGAGUAUGGAGGAGGUGAAUGUAUUCAGAUAUUUGGGAGUGGAUGUGUCAGCGGAUGGGUCUAUAAAAGAUGAGGUGAAUCAUAGAAUUGAUGAGGUUUUGUGUGCGAGGGGCUUGGACUUCCAGCAGGCAUGCGUGAGCGUGUUUGAUAGGAGUGAAUGGAGACAAAUGGUUUUUAAUACUUGACCUAUUGGAGUGUGAGCAAAGUAACAUUUAUGAAGGGGUUCAGGGAAACCGGCAGGCCGGACUUGAGUCCUGGAGAUGGGAAGUACAGUGCCUGCACUCUGAAGGAGGGGUGUUAAUGUUGCAGUUUAAAAACUGUAAUGUAAAGCACCCUUCUGGCAAGACAAUGAUGGAGUGAAUGAUGGUGAAAGUUUUUCUUUUUCAGGCCACCCUGCCUUGGUGGGAAUCGGCCAGUGUGAUAAUAAAAAAUAAAAUAAAUUUCAGUGUAAUAAUAAUAUGCAUGCAAACCCUUGUAAUUUCUUCAGUGAAAGUAUUGUAAACUGUUGAUUAAUUUGGCCUUUAACAAUAAAAACAAUUCCUUUCAAAGAGGGAAGAUACACUGAUACUGAAGAAUGGCUCUUGACCUAAGGAAUUAGAGAUGCCUUCUCCUUCCUUGGAUCAAGCCAGAUUACCUUCCAGUCCUUAGGUGCUGUAUGACCAUUGUGAAUUUAGUGUUUUUCCAUGAAUAUAAUAUGAAGUCAUUUGGUUAAUUACACACUCAUAUGGGUUUGAGAUCUAGUCUUUAAACAUUGCAGUGAGGAAUUCGCUAGAAUCAUUUGAGAUGAUGAUAAUAAUAAUAAUAAUAAUCUUUAUUUUCUACAAGUACAUAUACAAGGUAUACAGGCCUAGCUGACAUCAAUGACAUACUUCUAUAUAGAAAACCCCUUGUUAUGCAGAGCAUUUCAGGCAAAUGAGGUCAGUUGUGUCCUGGGAUGCGACUCACACCAGUCGACUAACACCCAGGUACCCAUUUUACUGAUGGGUGAACAUUGGACAGUAGUUGACUUAUGGAAACAUGCCCUAAUGUCUUCCAGCUGUACUAGGGUAUUGAUGCCCGGACCACAGUGUGUGAGCUGAGUGUGCUAGUGAGCAAGCUACGGGUCAUGUUUGAGACUAUCGUAUUUUGUGAAUAUGCUGAAAAUGAAGAACAGAAAUUAGAAGACUAUGUGGGUAUAAAAAGUAUUAUUCAGAGGGUGUAGGAGGGGUUGUUGAGAUGGUUUGAUCAUUUUAAAAAAUGGAGAAUAGGUUGACCAAGAGGGUACAUAUUUCUUGGGUGGAUGGAAGAAUAGAUAUAGGUCAUCCCAAAAAGGGCGAAUAUUAGGGGCAUGCACAUGUGAACAUAGCAGAUCUGAGUUAAGGGUUCUUAAUCUGAAUAACUGAAUUCAUCUUUUUCCUUGGAUUGAACCUGAAUGCCUCUGACAGACUAGGCAGAACGUGAUUCUUGCGGGUUUAUUAAAAUAUCCAUAAUUAAAGUAAAAUAAAUCAUAGGUUUCUUGAUGGUGGAGAAGCUCUUACUUUUAGGAUUUUGAAAUGUAUUCUCUUUUCUUAUUCAAACUUGAGUGCCUCUCAUUUCCCAGACACUAUAUGACCCCCUAUGAGUUUAGCCCUUUCUCCUAAAAAUAUAUACUAUUUUUAAUUAGAGAAGCACUCCUGAAAAUUGGGAGGCAUUCAGGUUUGAUCCCAGGAGCAACUAAGAUCUGUUUCUUGACUGAAGAGCCCCUCACCAGCAUUAAAUUAAGACACCUUUCCUGAUUGGAGUGAGUGUAAACAAGUGAUUUUGGGAUUUGAGAUGCUCUCAUCUCCAGUCUUGAGGUGGGAAGUGCAGUGCCUGCAUUCUGCAGGACAUGUGGCAAUGUUCCAAUUCAGAGGGUCAUUUGUAUUGUGAUGUCCAUGUAUUUCUAGAAAGACACUCAUGAAAGUGAUGGUGCAUGUGGUUCCUCAUUUGAGUAACUGUUUUAAUGGGGAAAUGACCAAUGUAAAAAGAAAAUCACUUGAGGACUGGUAAUUCUAAACAUCAUAAUAAUUACAGCCUGAGUGUUCACUUUUGGCAAGGUUUAAAAUAAAUUAAAAAAUUAUACAAAGUUCUUUUCAUGCAGCUAUUUAAUAAAUUUUGUAUUAACUUCAUACAUACAAAAGUAAAUAUGUUGCCAGAUAGUCAUAAUUUUUUUUGUUAUAGGCAGCUGAAAUUGGAUCUCAAGAAAUUGAACAUAACAGUUAACGGUGGUUAUCACUAGAGGUGUUAAACAUAGCUGUUUACAGUGGUGAUCAUUAGAGUUGUUGAACAAAACUGUUGUCAGUAGUAAUCUUUAGAAAUAUUGAACAUAACAGACAACAAUGGUAAUUGUUAGAGAUGAACAUAUUAACAGUGGCAAUCAUUAGAGGUGCUGAACAUAACAAUUAACAGUGGUAUUCAUUAAACCCCUUCACAGGGCAAUCUUGAAAAUAUGAGAUUUUCGAAAUGUAUUUCCUAUGAGUGGAUAGAGUAGCUCAAUGUCAGAUAAAUAACCCCAUAUAAAUGGAAUUGUGAAAGUUACUUGUCACUACACUUCCUUUCUUUGGGUCAAACCAGAUUACUGUUUUCCCUUGAAUAUUGCUGUAGCCAGAACUCUGGUUUACCCACAUGUUUUCCAGUAGUAUUAACAACAGAGGCUUUAGUAUGAUUAAAAAUUUUAAAUUAAAAUUAGAGUAGACCAUCGAUUAACACCCAAUCCUCUAACAUGCUUUCUAUAGUAUUUUUUUGUUUUCAACAAGUUGGCUGUUUCCCACCGAGGCAGGGUGACCCAAAAAGAAAGAAAAUCCCCAAAAAGAAAAUACUUUCAUCAUCAUUCAACACUUUCACCUCACUCACACAUAAUCACUGUUUUUGCAGAGGUGCUCAGAACACAACAGUUUAGAAGUAUGUACGUAUAAAGAUACACAACAUAUCCCUCCAAACUGCUAAUAUCCCGAACCCCUCCUUUAGAGUGCAGGCAUUGUACUUCCCAUUUCCAGGACUCAAGUCCGGCUAUAUAAAAAUAACCAGUUUCCCUGAAUCCCUUCACUAAAUAUUACCCUGCUCACACUCCAACAGAUCGUCAGGCCCCAAAUACCAUUCGUCUCCAUUCACUCCUAUCGAACACGCUCAUGCACGCCUGCUGGAAGCCCAAGCCCCUCACCCACAAAACCUCCCUUACCCCUGCCUUCCAACCUUUUCGAGGACGACCCCUACCCCGCCUUCCUUCUCCUACAGAUUUAAAUGCUCUCCAUGUCAUUCUACUCUGAUCCAUUCUCUCUAAAUGACCAAACCACCUCAACAACCCCUCAUCAGCCCUCUGACUAAUACUUUUAUAUGCUGUUGCAAAAUUGUGGCAUAUUUUUGAUGAUCAUACUGUGAAAUUCAUCUAGCACGGUGCAACUUUUAGGUAAAAAUAGAUAUUAUCCUGCACAAAAGGCUAGUAACUGCUGAUUUCACUAUAACUGCACAUUGCUAUGCCAUUAACAGUCAUUCAGUUGCUCUAGCUGUAUUUACACAAAUGUUGAAUGUGUUAUUGAUAGAUAAAGUGUGGAAAGUAAACAAAAAGUGAAGGAAUAAUCUUGUGGCACUACCAUAAUAAAUGGAUGAAAUUCUGAAGGGCCACCACAGUAUGUAUACACUGUUUACUAAUAAAUUGUCACCAGGGGUCUCAGAAUAACUAACAAACAGAUGUGAUUAAAUUAGUUGAUUCCUGCACACCAGUCAAUACAUGUAGUGUUCAUAUCCUCAGCGUCAUGUACUACAAUGUGAGGAUGCCGGACACAAUGUUAUAUACAAAUUGAGUUCUCAUGAACUACACUUGUCCAUGAGAGUGACUCCCCCAGUGUUUAUAUACUCUCUGCUUAUCUUCCUUUGCAUAAUAAAGGUUAAAAAGUGAAAGGAACCUGGAUAUAAUGUGUAUCCAGUACCUGCUUCAUAUACAUUUGUGCAUUAGUUUAAUUGGUGCACUGGUAUAAUAUUUUUUUUUUUAUUAACACAUCGGCUGUUUCCCACCAAGGCAGGGUGGCCCAAAAAAGAAAAACUUUCAUCAUUCACUCCAACACUGUCUUGCCAGAGGCAUGCUUACACUACAGUUAUAAAACUGCAACAUUAACACCCCUCCAUCAGAGUGCCGGCACUGUACUUCCCAUCUCCUGGAAUCAAGUCCAGCCUACGAGUUUCCCUGAAUCCCUUCAUAAAUGUUACCUUGCUUAUACUCCAACAGCAUGUCAAGUCCUAAAAACCAUUUGUCUCCAUUCGCUCCUCUCUAACAUGCUUACACAUGCUUGCUGGAUGUCCAAGCCCCUCACACACAAAACCUCCUUUACCCCCUCCCUCCAACCUUUCCUAGGCAGACCCCUACCUGCCUUCCCUCCACUACAGAUUUUUCCACUCUUGAAGUCAUUCUAUUUCAUUCCACCCUCUCUACAUGUCCAAACCAUCUCAAAAAUCCCUCCUCAGCUCUCUGGAUAAUAUUUUGGUAAUCCCACACCUCCUAAUCUCCAAAUUAUGGAUUCUCUGCAUUAUAUUCACACCACACAUUACCCUCAGACAUGGCAUCUCCACUGCCUCCAGCCUUCUCCUUGUUGCAACAUUCACAACCCAUGCCUCACAUCUAUACCAGAGCCUUGGUAUAACCAUACUCUCAUACAUUCUCCUCUUUGCUUUCAUGGAUAAAAUUCUUUGCCUCCACAGACUCUUCAGUGGUCCACUGAGGAGUCUGUGGUGCAAUGAGUAUAAUAAUAAUAAUAAUGUUUAUUUUGACAUGAUACAUUGUUGUACAAAGGAAUGUAAUAGUUGGGUGUGCAUGCCAAAAGCCCCUCUGUAUGCAGAGCAUUUUGGGCAAUAAACUAACUACAAUGUAUAUGAGGAUUUGUUGUUGUCAGUGGUAGUGUUAUUUACUGUCAAACCAUUGAUCUACAUUUUACUGCUAGCAUUUUGAAUAUUUUGAAGUUAGGGCCAGUACUUACCGAGAUAUAAGGUAGCAAAGUUGGCACUAGAUGCUUAUGUGAUGGCAACAUGAAGUCCUGCAGCUUGCAGACAUGCUGCCAGUAUACCUUUUUUUUUUUCUCUCUCUUUUUUUAAUUUACAUAAUUUUUAUGUUUUGAUAAUUGCAGUUUAUAGUAGCUCUUGUGGUUUUGUAGCCAAUAUUUGUUCUGACACUAAUAUUAGGUAUGGAAAUAGUAAUCAAACAGUCACAAACACAAUGAAGGAGAAAGAUCUUGGGAUGAGUAUAAUACCGAGCACAUCUCCAGAAGCACACAUCAACCAGAUAACUGCUGCAGCAGAUGGGUGUCUGGCAAACCUGAUACCUCAGUAAGGAAUUGUUCAAGACUCUGUUACAACACCAUGUAUGUCAGGCCCAUACUGGAGUAUGCAGUGCCAGUUUGGAACCCACACCUGGUCAAGCACAUCAAGAAAUUAGAUAAAGUGCAAAAGUUUGCAACAAGGCUAGUUCCAGAGCUAAGGGAAAUGUCCUACAAAGAAAGGUUAAGGAAAAUCGGUCUGACAAUACUGGAGGACAGGAGGGUUAAGGGAGACAAUAACGACAUACAAAAUACUGCAAGGAAUAGAUAAGGUGGACAGAGACAGGAUGUUCCAGAGAGAGGGGACACACACAAGGGGUCACAAUUGGAAGUUGAAGACAGAUGAAUCAAAGGGAUGUUAGGAAGUAUUUCUUCAGUCAGAGUUGUCAGGAAGUGGAAUAGUCUUGCAAGUGAUGUAGUGGAAGCAGGAACCAUGCAUAGUUUUAAGACGAGGUAUGAUAAAGCUCAUGGAGCAGGGAGAGAGAGGACCUAGUUGCAGCCAGUGAAGAGGCAGGGCCAGGAGUUGAGUCUGUACCCCUGCAACCACAAUUAGGUGAGUACACUGACAAGUGAACAUGCUCACCUGCCUUGGUCACAUACUAUUCUCUAUAAAUAUAUACAAAUUAUUUAUAGAUCCCAGCAAUGUUUUUAGAAGUGCUGGAAUAUGAAACUCCUUGAAGCACAAUGUCAGACAAGAGAUUAAAAAGAAAAAGAUUAAAAAUUUUAUUUCUUUGCAAAGAUUACAAUGUGUAAUUACAAUUUUGACUUCAGUACAAAGAAAGCCACUAUCUAUCAUGCCAGGGCAUGAUAGUGCAGAGAGUGUCACUCAGCACUGCUGAUGCAGUCAGUAUUGCUGAUUGUGCACUGCUCCAAGUGAGCAUUGGCAUAUGUUUUUUAUUUGUUUUCACUGUUACACUCUUUGUCUGUCUGAGAGAGCUGCUCAUGAACCAACAGGUAUUACACAUGUUGCAGAAGCAUCAUUUCUGAACAAGUGGAAAGAUACAGCCGUGGCUGAAAUGUGUAUUACUUGCCAGUCAUACUUGUGACUUAUAUCUACAAGCACAGUAUAGCACUUUGUCUGGCUUUUUUGGGUUAUCCUAGGUAAAUUACACUGUGUAUGAUAAAUGUACUUGUGUGUACCUGUGCCUAAAUAAUCGUAGUUCUUGAUUCUAAUUCAUGAGCGGCUCUCUCUGAAACAGACAAGCAGAGAGAGAAACAGAGCUAGCUAGCCAACCAACCAGCAAGCCAUCCAGCUGAACAUGUAUCACGGAUGUUGCAGAAUCGUCUCUCUCUCUACUUAGGGCAUAGGUGAUAGGACAUUCUGGCAGGAUGACACUACCAGUUCCAUCAAAAUUUCAAAAUUAAAAGGAUGUGGCAAAAAUGCUGCACAUAGGGGCUCUGGUGGCCUGGUGGUUAACGCUCUCGCUUCACACGGUGAGGGCCUGGGUUCGAUUCCCAGCCAGAGUAGAAACGUUGGACGUGUUUCUUUCCACCUGUUGUCUAUGUUCCCCAUCAGUAAAAUGGGUACCUGGGUGUUAGUCGACUGGUGUGGGUCGCAUCCUGGGACACUGACCUAAGGAGGCCUGGUCACAGACCGGGCCGCGGGGGCGUUGACCCCCGGAACUCUCUCCAGAUCUCUCCAGAAUAGGUUAUUAUUUAGGUUUUUGAUAUUUCCUUGAACACUUGUUGCCACAUCCAUCUCAAAGCCACUAAAUUCGGGGUGAACAUCACUUUCCUCCUAAAAGCAGUGUUAAUAUGACGUGGCAUUUGUGAAUCCCUGGGGUUUGCCAUGCUCUAGCUGGUGCUCAACUGAGCUGAUACUCCCACAAGGUAUGUGGUCCCAGAUUUUUUAAUACAGUGGACCCCCGCCUUAUGAACGCAUUGCGUUACGUUAAAUGCACCAUACGAAGCAUUUGAACGCAAAAAUUUUGCCUCGCCUCAUGAUAAAAAACUCGUCUUACGUGAUUCGUCCGGGACACGUCCCACGGGUGGCCUCAGCACCAGUGUUUACAAGCCAGCCAGUGCGGUCGCAUCUACGCAUGCAUUCGGUACAUUUCACAUUAUCCCAGUGUUUUUAGCGCUUGUAACUGCAAAAUAAGUGAGGUAGUAGGUUGGUAGACAGCAACGCCCAGGGAGGUACUACCGUCCUGCCAAGUGAGUGUAAAACGAAAUUCUGUAAUUGUUUUACAUGAUGGUAGGAUUGCUGGUUUCCAUUUUUCUGUCUCGUAAACAUGCAAGAUUUCAGGUACGUCUUGCUACUACUUCUUACACUUAGGUCACACUGCACAUACAUGUACAAGCAUAUAUAUAUGUACACACCCCUCUGGGUUUUCUUCUAUUUUCUUACUAGUUCUUGUUCUUGUUUAUUUCCUGUUCUAUCCAUGGGGAAGUGGAACAGAAUUCUUCCUCCGUAAGCCAUGCGUGUUGUAAGAGGCGACUAAAAUGCCGGGAGGAAGGGGCUAGUAACCCCUUCUCCUGUAUAUAUUACUAAAUGUAAAAGGAGAAGCUUUCGUUUUUCCUUUUGGGCCUCCCCGCCUCGGUGGGAUACGCCCGGUGUUGAAAGAAGAACUGCAAAAUAAGUCACCAUGGACCCCAAGAAAGCUUCUAGUGCCAUCCCUGUGGUAAAAAGGGCGAGAAUUAGUAUGGAAUUGAAAAAAGAGAUUAAGGAAAUGUGUGCAAAGUGGGUUGAACUGCAAACCUUUACGGAUGAAAAUCACCCUGACACAGCUACUGCAAGCCAUGUUGGCAACCUGUACAAUGACUCAGUAAUAAACUCAGCAUUGUAAUCCUUAUAGAGAAUAAACUUUGAAUUUGAAUUUGAAUGACAAUUUUAUGGCCCAUUUUAGAAAAGUCUUAAAGGAACGGGAGGUACAGAGCUUUAUGGACAGAUUUGUUGUGCGACAGAGGUUCAGUGACUCUCAAGGUAGUCCUAGUGGCAUUAAAAGAAGGGAAGUAACCUCAGAAAAGGACUUGCUACCUCAAGUCCUAAUGGAAGGGGAUUCCCCUUCUAAACAAUGACUUCCACACACUCUCCUCCUCCCAUCCCAUCAAUCAUCACCAGAUCUUCAGUAAAGGUACGUGUCAUGUAUUCUAUUCUUAGUAGAGUAGUAAUUGUGCAUGUCUUCUCCAGUUUGUAUUAAAAUUAAUAUUUCAUGUGGUAAAAAUUUUUUUUUUCAUACUUUGGGGUGUCUGGAACGGAUUAAUUUGAUUUCCAUUACAGUGGACCCUCGACCAGCGAUGGCAUCGAUUAACGAUAAAUCUGACUAGCGAUACAUUUUAUCGCAAAAAUUUUGCCUCGAUUAGCGCUAAAAAACUCGACCAACACUAUUCCUUCCGUCUGAGACGCGACCACUUCUGGCCAGUGUUUACAAGCCAGCCAGCCACCGCGGUCGCUUCCAAGCAUACAAUCGGAACAUUUCAUAUUAUCACAGCCUUUUUAGUGAUUGCACCUGCAAAAUAAGUCACUAUGGGCCCCAAGAAAGCUUCUAGUGCCAACCCUACAGCAAAAAGGGUGAGAAUUACUAUGGAUAUGAAGAAAGAGAUCAUUGCUAAGUAUGCAAGUGGAGUGCAUGUCUCCGAGCUGGCCAGGCUGUACACAAAACCCCAAUCAACCAUCGCUACUAUUGUGGCCAAGAAAACGGCAAUCAAGGAAGCUGUUCUUGCCAAAGGUGCAACUAUGUUUUCGAAACUGAGAUCGCAAGUGAUAGAAGAUGUUGAGAGACUGUUAUUGGUAUGGAUAAACGAAAAACAGAUAGCAGGAGAUAGCAUCUCUCAAGCGAUCAUAUGUGAAAAGGCUAGGAAGUUGCAUGACGAUUUAAUUAGAAAAAUGCCAACAACUAGUGGUGAUGUGAGUGAAUUUAAGGCCAGCAAAGGUUGGUUUGAGAGAUUUAAGAAUCGUAGUGGCAUACAUAGUGUGAUAAGGCAUGGUGAAGCUGCCAGUUUGGACCAAAAAGCAGCUGAAAAAUAUGUGCAGGAAUUCAAGGAGUACAUAGACAGUGAAGGACUGAAACCUGAACAAGUGUUUAAUGGUGACACUGACAAUGUUGUGAAACACGUUAGGAAUGUCAUAAAGGAACGGGAGGUACAGGCCUCUAUGGGCAGAUAUGUUGCAGAUAUGUUGUGCGACAGAGGUCCAGUGACUCUCAAGCUGGUCCUAGUGGCAUUAAAAGAAGGGAAGUAACCCCGGAAAAGGACUUGCCACCUCAAGUCCUAAUGGAAGGGGAUUCCCCUUCUAAACACUAAGACCAUCAACACACUUCCCUCUUCCCAUCCCAUCAAUCAUCACCAGAUCUUCAAUAAAGGUAAGUGUCAUGUAACUGUGCAUGUCUUCUUCAGUUUGUGUGUAUUAAAAUUAAUAUUUCAUGUGUUAAAUUUUUUUUUUUCAGUACUUUUGGGUGUCUUGCACAGAUUAAUUUGAUUUCCAUUAUUUCUUAUGGGGAAAAUUAACUUGACUAACGAUUAUUUUGACUAACGAUGAGCUCUCAGGAACGGAUUAAUAGUGUUAGUCGAGGGUCCACUGUAUAACACUGUACUUCACAGUGUUAAGACCCAUUCUAUACUGGCUGGGCCUGUCAGGCCUCUGGUGCCAAAUUUGAAGGUAGGAAAAAUAGUGCAUUGAUUGAUGUCAUGAGCAUUAGCAGUAAAACAUGGAUCAACAUUUGGAAAGCUAAAGGGAAAAUUUCACAGCAGUGAGAUGGACAUAAUGACCCUUGGGCCAUCACAACCAUCAUCCCAACAACAACAAACAUGCUCAGAAAUUUGAGAAGCCUUUCUCAUGUUUUUAUAAUUUUUGUUCAUAUUUUCUUGAAUAGCUUGCAUUUAUAUUGUGGAGGGUAUUACUCUUGACAUUUAUUUAGUAAAAAAAAAUCUUGUCUUUGCCUGUAAAAUAUAUUUUUUACUGAGCUGUGGCAGGUAAUACUGCUUUCAUAUGUACAGAAUUGCGUCAACCCUCCCCCACACAUUUCCAGAUCAGCAAGCAAUGACAACUACAGUGAAUAUGUUCUUCUGCGGCCUAGAGCAACUCACGAUGCUUUACCAUCAACUGUAUAAUGUAUUGCAGGAUAAAAAAAAAAAAAAAAAAAAAAAGACCC